AUGCUGUGGCAGCAAGGUUGGAAAUUAUCUUCCGGCCAUGAUGCUAUUACAUCAGGAGUUCUCAAAGCUAAAUACUACCCAAAAGGGGUCUUCUUAGAGUAUGCUGCUUUUGCCAAAACAACCUUGAGAACACAUGGCACUGCUUUGUGGGCAGCACCCAUGUAUAGAACUUCCGGGUACAAGCACGUCUGUGGAAUAGCAUUUUGGGUCCUGUUGAAAAUGUGUUACAUAGGCUUGGAGAUUCUGGCAUUUCCAUGUAACCAAUUUGGAGAGCAAGAACCAGAAAGCAAUGAUAAAAUUGUGGACUUUGUCUGCACUCGUUUCAAAUCUGAAUUCCCCAUCUUUGACAAGAUUGAAGUGAAUGGGGGUAAUUCAGCUCCUCUGUAUAAAUUCUUGAAGUCCGGCAAAUGGGGUAUUUUUGGUGAUGAUAUUCAGUGGAACUUUGCCAAGUUUGUGGUUGAUAAGAAGGGACACGUAGUGGGUCGCUAUUAUCCCACGACUUCUCCUCUAAGCCUUGAGAGAGACAUCCGUCAACUUCUGGGUAUUUCGUGAAGGCAACUGGGAAGAGAAGAUAUGGCGAAUGUGUUGUCUUCCUCAGUUACUUAACAGCUUUAUCUCGAGGCAAUGUUAUGCAAUAAGCACCUUGUCUUACAAUGGCUUCCUCCUUUACUUUCUUGUUUCCUUUUUAACUUCAUUUAUAUCAUAAACCAUACUUCUCUUCAGUUUUUUUUAA
This is a messenger RNA of Vigna umbellata (rice bean), 733 nucleotides long. The record is from RefSeq and is a predicted model, not a curated record. Lineage: Eukaryota; Viridiplantae; Streptophyta; Magnoliopsida; Fabales; Fabaceae.